This is a messenger RNA of Staurois parvus, 290 nucleotides long. NCBI's taxonomy places the organism in Eukaryota, Metazoa, Chordata, Amphibia, Anura, Ranidae. The record is from the annotation of a GenBank genome assembly.
UAUUAAUUUGGCCCAGGGGUGGACUGACCAUUCGAGCACUCGGGCACUGCCCGAGGGCCCGGGGUCAGUAGGGGGCCCCAUGAAAUGCCCCUGGUACCUUUUUAUAGGCUUUUUCUUGCGUGUGGGCAAGGACAUAGGGGCCCCAUGAUCCCCUAUUGCCCGGGGGCCCCAUGAGUUGUCAGUCCGCCCCCGAUUUGGCCCUAGUAUACAUAAGCAUGAAUAUACCUUUGUGUGAGCAUACCGCAGAUCACAGAGACCACAUAUUUAAGGGACCAGGCCACCCGGAAUCU